ACACAACAGAGAUAAAUAGUAGAGAAACAAAGUCAAGCUUUAUCCAGAGAAUUUUCUGAUUGGACACUGAAAACAUCGUGCUGGACGAUGCUGGAGGAUGACCGAACGGAUGUAUCUUCUCAAUUACGCAGGAGGAGGAGGAGUGACACCCUUCAUAAUGAACUGUGUGGUGAUUCUUUUAUUGAUAUCAAGGUGCUUCACCUGGUCUUCAGCUUUAUAUACCCCUGAGAGAGCAGCUUCCAAGAAACUAAAGUAUCUUCUUGAGCCGCCUGUGUCUGCAGACGUCACUGGUCAAAGAGGAGAUAAUGUCACCUUACCAUGUAUCCUCAGAACCAAACCCAGCCAUUACAAGGUUAAAUGGACCAAAACUGAACCAGAGAAGGUUGGACCAGAAAAUAUUAUCAUGAUAUCCAAUGCACAUACAUUCAAGCCAUACGGCCAUCUUGGACAGCGAGCUUCUCUGCGGAAGGCUCAUGCCAUGGACGCCUCCCUGCAGCUCGGCCGUCUUGAGCUGGAAGAUGAAGGCACGUAUCGCUGUGAGCUGGUCAAUGGCAUUGAGGAUGAGAGCGUCACCAUUACUUUGAGGAUUGAAGGUGUGGUCUUCCCGUAUCAGAGUAAAGAUGGCCGUUACAGAUUCAAUUACCAAGAAGGAAAAGAGGCUUGUGCCGCGCAAGAUGGCACAUUAGCCACAUACAGCCAGCUUUACAGAGCUUGGACUGAGGGUUUGGACUGGUGCAAUGCAGGUUGGCUCCAUGAUGGCACUGUUCAUUAUCCGAUUAUUCACCCACGACCAGUUUGUGGAGGCGAGUUGCCUUCAGGCAUCCGCAGUUAUGGCCCAAAAGAUAAAAACAAUGAUCGGUUUGAUGCUUUUUGCUUCACUUCACAGACAUCUGGCUCCGUCUUCUACAUAGCGGGGGCUUUCUCCUUCGAACAGGCCGGACACACUUGUAAAAAUCAGGGAGCUGGGAUGGCAUUGGUUGGCCAGCUUUAUGCUGCCUGGCAUUUCCGUAAGUUUGACCAGUGCGAUGCCGGUUGGUUAAAAGAUGGCAGUGUUCGGUUUCCCAUCAGCAACCCCAGGGAGCGCUGUGGAGGUAUCCCAGAGGCAGGAGUACGGUCAUUUGGAUUCCCAGACAAGAACACACAUGUUUACGGGGUCUAUUGCUAUAGGUAAUCCAAGAGCAUGACUAAGAAAGAUAGAGAAACCUGAGAGACCACAAUACAUACAGCUUUAUAUACCAAAAGAUUGUCCCAAAUGAGAAAGUUUAUAUCUGAGGCUACAGACACUUUGCACUAUUGUUAUUUUCAACAUUAUAGUAAAGUAACUAUGACUGGGUAUAAUAAUGAUUAAAAAUAACUAAAAGAAUGAAAGUUCGUGGAAAGUUCAACAACUAGUAGAUUGCAGGCAAAUGUUAUAAAAUAAUGUUUAUAUGCACAAUCAUCUAUCACUAAGCCUUUAAUAAUAACAGCUCUGCAAACACAUCAUGUGUCUGUUUAACAUAACUCUGACUUGCUUUUAUAUGAGCAAAUUCUAAGGAGAAUAAACA
Messenger RNA from Oreochromis aureus, 1544 nucleotides. RefSeq names its product hyaluronan and proteoglycan link protein 2 (gene hapln2). The record is from RefSeq and is a predicted model, not a curated record. Lineage: Eukaryota; Metazoa; Chordata; Actinopteri; Cichliformes; Cichlidae. The transcript has 6 exons. Gene Ontology annotation, biological process: cell adhesion. Gene Ontology annotation, molecular function: hyaluronic acid binding. Bases 98 to 1171 code for a protein of 357 amino acids.